Molecule: messenger RNA, 897 nt
Organism: Melanotaenia boesemani (Boeseman's rainbowfish)
Lineage: Eukaryota; Metazoa; Chordata; Actinopteri; Atheriniformes; Melanotaeniidae
Gene: aqp10a
Product: aquaporin 10a
Exons: 6
Coding region: 1-897 (298 amino acids)
Biological process (GO): glycerol transmembrane transport; water transport
Cellular component (GO): basolateral plasma membrane; plasma membrane
Molecular function (GO): glycerol channel activity; urea transmembrane transporter activity; water channel activity
Source: RefSeq, a predicted model, not a curated record
AUGUUGAAACUGCGUAUGCUGAGAGUGACCAAUGCUCUGGUACGAGAAUGCAUGGCUGAAAUCUUGGGAACUUUUGUCUUGCUGCUCUUUGGCUGUGCCGCUGCAGCACAGGUGAAGACCAGCAGGGAAACUAAAGGCCAGUAUCUGUCAGUCAACAUGGCCUUCUCUGUGGGUGUGAUGUCGGCCAUGCACCUCACCAAGGGAGUCUCAGGUGCCCAUCUGAACCCAGCGGUGACUCUGAGUUUUUGUAUUUUGGGGAAGGUUCAGUGGAGUAGACUGGUGCCAUAUUGCCUGGCCCAGUUACUGGGGGCUUAUUUGGGAUCAGCACUGGUCUAUCUGGUCUAUCAUGAUGCUAUUAUGGAGUUCAGUGGAGGAGUGUUGACUGUAUAUGGUCCAAAUGAGACAGCGUCUAUAUUUGCCACAUAUCCCACUGAGUACCUCACUUUGGAAGGAAGUUUCCUUGAUCAAGUCGUGGGCACUGGCAUGUUGUUGUUGUGCAUCCUGGGUUUGGAUGAAGAGAGGAACACCCCUGCUCCCUCCCAGCUGAUCCCUGCCAUAGUUGCAGUAAUCGUCCUCGGGAUCUCCAUGUCAAUGUCAGCAAACUGCGGCGCUGCAAUAAAUCCAGCUCGUGACCUUGGGCCACGUCUCUUUACACUAACUGCUGGCUGGGGCACUGAAGUCUUCACGUGUUACAAUUACUGGUUCUGGGUACCACUGGUGGCUCCUCUUAUUGGAGGUGUUUUAGGUUCCUGCAUGUAUUUGAUCUUCAUCCACUGGCAGCUGCCUGACCCAGGGUCCCCUGACAACCUCCCUCUCGUCUCUACCAUUAGUGACAAAAUCAAGCAGCCAGACGACAACUGGGAAAAAGGCGAUGAGUUAAAGACUGCAAACUUUUAA